CCUCCCUCCACGACUGCUCCUCCCCCUCCACGCAACACAACCAUUAGAACACCUCGCCGCCGCCGCCGAGGACCACGGCGACGAUGUGGCGUUCGAGAGCUCGUGCUCUUCUCCUCCUCCGCUCCUCCAUUCCCAGGUCGCCGACGCCGCCGUCACCACGACAUCCCACUCGAGCCCUAACCCGACUACCUCCUCCACGCCCUCUCUCUCGCUUCCUCUCCUCCUCCCCUGAUCUCCUCCCCGAUGCAUCCUCCUCCUCCUCGUAUCCCCUCCCGGACGACUCCGCCUCCUCGGCUGCCGGUGCCCCUGCUGAUGCCACCGAGGCCGGCGAGGACAACCUCAGCUCGAUGUGGGAGGAGGCUGGCGAUGCUGAUGACAUCUUCGCUCCCUCAGGCGUCACCAAUUCCGUAGCUGACGAGGAGGAGGUCGCACGCGUCCGCGCCAUCGUCGAGGGCACUCCUGAGGACCAGAUCGCCUCCACCCUCGCCGACAUGGUCGUGGACUUCAACGAGCCGCUCCUCGCCGCAGUCCUCCUCACUGCCGAGCAAUGCUCUUGUAAGAAACUAAUCCUCUUGUUCAACUACGCCGCGAAGAACAACCCCACGGCCAAGAGCCUCUCGAAUCUUGAGAUCCUCGUGAGCAAGGUCGCUGAUUCCGAUGAGGUUGACAAGAUGGACGCGUACUUGCUUUGGGAUUUGGUUAAGGAAAUUGGCACUGUGCCAGGAUCAGUGAGCACUCCGUUGUUGAAUGAAAUGAUUGCAAUAUUUUGGAAGCUCGAGAAGUCGAAGGCGGCGCUGGAGGUGUUUGCCAUGUUCGAUGAGCUUGGUUGUACUCCGGACAGCGACACCUAUUAUCUGGUGAUCGAAGCAGCUCGAAAGAAGUCCAUGUUCCGUUCUGCAUGGGAAGUUUGUGAGAAGAUGAUUGGCUCUGGCUGCUUCCCUAACGGUGAGAAGGUUGGCAAGACCUUGACUUUCCUUUGCGAGGGGAAGAAGGUGAAGGAGGCACAUUCAUUAUACCUAGCAGCGAAGGAGAAGAAUAUUCAGAUCCCAAAAUCGGCCUUGGAUUUCCUUGUUGGUGCUUUGGUGAGGAAUGAUGAGACCAUUGGUACUGCUCUGGAGCUGCUGGAAGAGUACCAAGGGGAUUCUCUAAAGCAUGCAGGAAAGUCCUUUGCCACGGUUAUACAUGCUUUGUGUAGGAGAAAUAAAGUAGAGGAUGCAAAUAAUUUGUUGACGAAGAUGGUGCUGCUCGAAGAGUACCAAGGGGAGUCUCUUAAGAAUGCAGGAAAGACCUUUGCCACAGUUAUCCAUGGUUUAUGUAGGAAAAAGAAAUUGGAGGAUGCAAAGACAUUGUUGAUGAGGAUGGUGAAUCUUGGCCCAGCUCCUGGUAAAGCAGUGUUUAAUUUUGUCAUCACAGCAUUGUCUAAAGAGGGAGAAAUGGAGGAUGCAAAAGGUUUGAUAAGAGUGAUGGAGAGCCAAGGGCUCAGUCCUGAUAUUUAUACUUACAGUGUACUCAUGAGUGGCUACACAAAAGGAGGAAUGGUUGAUGAAGCCCAUGCUCUACUUGGUGAGGCUAAGAAGAUUCAUCCGAAACUAAACAGGGUUACUUAUCACAUACUAAUUCGUGGAUACUGCAAGAUAGAGGAGUUUGGGAAGGCCAUUGAGUGCCUAAAGGAGAUGAGGAAAGAUGGCUUGCAGCCAAAUGCGGAUGAAUAUGACAAACUGAUUCAGUCAUUGUGUCUCAAGGCUACAGACUGGAGAACAGCUGAGAAACUCCUGGAGGAAAUGGAGGAUAGUGGUUUGUGCCUGAAGGGUAUAAGUCGCAGCCUCAUAGCUGCAGUCAAGGAGUUGGAAAGGGAGGAAAUGCAGUCAAAGGCAAGCCAGGAAGCAUAGUUCUUUAGGAUACACUUGGAGUGAUACGGCUGCUAAUUAAUUUUUGGGCAGCUCUUUCUUUUUUGUGCUCUGCAUCUCUGGAAUGAUCUCUUUGAAGAUAGAAAAUGUAAAAGUGUUGUCUCCGAGUCACGCUGAAAACAAUCAAGUUCUAUUGGUGGCUGCAAAUUUUCCUAACGAGAGUUGUCUCUGCCAAGACUACUAUGCAGUGAUUAGCAUCUAUAAGAUUGCAACCUAUUGGGAUUAAUUGCUAGGCCCCAAGCAGUAGCUGCUCCUGUACAAGGUCUGGAAUCCCUGGUACAAAGCCAUUGGUGCCUUCAGAUCAAACCACAAGUAGGACUAGUAAUUGCUUGCUCUCUCCCUCCUUGAUUCACCCGAGUCAAGGUUUUAAUUGUGCAUUGCGUUAAGUGAUUUAUCUGCCAACGGUACUGUC
This is a messenger RNA of Phragmites australis (common reed), 2319 nucleotides long. Its product is annotated as small ribosomal subunit protein mS80 (rPPR6)-like. Lineage: Eukaryota; Viridiplantae; Streptophyta; Magnoliopsida; Poales; Poaceae. Gene Ontology annotation, molecular function: protein binding. The transcript has 2 exons. Bases 84 to 1889 code for a protein of 601 amino acids. The record is from RefSeq and is a predicted model, not a curated record.